Messenger RNA from Penicillium robsamsonii, 1023 nucleotides. RefSeq lists its product as uncharacterized. The transcript has a single exon. The record is from RefSeq and is a predicted model, not a curated record. NCBI's taxonomy places the organism in Eukaryota, Fungi, Ascomycota, Eurotiomycetes, Eurotiales, Aspergillaceae. The coding region runs from base 1 to 1023 and encodes 340 amino acids.
AUGAUCGAUGUUUUUGGUCAUGAAGGCAGCGAUCUGGAAAAGCAGCAGAUAACGAUUGAUAUCUGUUCAGACCUACUGAAAGCUGGAGGAUAUAUGGCCCGCGAAGCCCUUAAUUGGAGGCACCGAGAAAACGUACUCAACCCUAGCUACCAUGCGUAUAGAAUAGAUAGACGUAGGCAUGAUGAUUUGUUCGAAGACUUUAGCUUCCGCCUUAUUUGGAGAAUUGCCGAUGAGAAAGGGCUCCAGGGCAAUUACACCUCAAAGAGUAGCCUGAAUCAAUGCGAUGCUGACUUAAAUCAAGAUAUUGAUGUCCCAGAAGAGCUACAGCCUCUUGUGUACAAAUCCAGCAAACUUUUAACCACACAAUUGAGAAGAGGGAUCGAUUUCCAUCGGUGGAUCAAGACGUAUACUCGUUGGGGUGAUGGUUUAGCCCUGAUUCUUCAAUCUGGUCAUGCACCAACCGAAGGCGCCCUUGAAGCGGCAUGCGAAGCGAACUGCGAGGAGAGCGUCAAGAUAUUGGUGAAUGAUAAUAGGUGCUUCAUUGGAAAUGAAGAGCUUGUAAUCGCCAGUUUUCAUCCCAACCAGGCUAUCGUUGACCUGAUUGUUGGCGAAUUCAUUGAUCGCAGAAAGCGGCUCCAGACACUAAGUGAGACACACUUACCGAGAAGUGUCCAAGAUAAAUUACGCAUCGAAUCCCAAAGCCUACUAAAUGUCCAUGCUUAUGAAGCAUAUACACUACUUGUGGUGACUUCUGUGGAUUUGAAAGGGCUCCUAGAGCAUUAUAGAUGGUCAGUCUUUGACUGUGUUGGUGUCAAUCUUGAUUUGGCGGACCAGUUAUGGAGUGCUGGCUUUCGAGACGUGAAUGAAAUCGAUGAUGACAAUGAGACAUGUCUGACAAAGGCUUGGGAAAACACACCACCCUGUGAUUUGGAAGUCUUCCUGCAAAAGAUUCACUGGUUGAUCAGCAAAGGUGCUGAUGUCUGUCACCAAAAAUCAUCCGGAUCGACCUUGCAUGACAUAUGA